AUGGGUGACUUAGGUCUUGGGAAAGAGUUUCAUAUGAUGAGUUCUCAGACAAAUCGCUGGAUCCCGGAUCUUCUCGAGACCAGCAUGGCAGAUGUUGGUCCAACAACUCCUGUUCCAUGGCUUGCGCCGAUCCUGCAUAGACUCCCUCGCGCCGGGCAUGGUGCCAGAGCAUGGUUGGAUUUCGUUGGGUCGCAAGUUCAGGAGAGGACGCGAAAGACGGUGGACAGGCAUGACAUUCUGUCUCAUCUUGUGGAAGCAUAUGAGAGUACCGACAAGCGAGAUGUCGACUAUCAGUGGCUACGCGGUGACACCCGGCUUACAAUAGUAGGCGGCUCUGACACGACUGCAGCAACACUGACUUUCCUCUUUCAUUACCUGGCCAAAGAUCCAGUUCAAGUGGAGAAGCUAAGCAGUGAGCUUGGGCCGUUACUGAAAGGCGGGCCUCGCUUGGACCCAAAGGACGUGUCCAAGGCUCAGCAUCUCAACGGCGUGAUCCAGGAAGCUCUUCGUCUGCAUCCGGCUAUCCCCUCUGGCUUUCCGCGAGUGACUCCACUAGAAGGUAUCACCAUCAACGACUUCUUCAUUCCCGGGGGAACCACGGUCGUUAUUCCACCAUAUGCUAUGCAACACGAUGACGCCAAUUAUGUCUUUGCAGAGGAGUUUAUACCGGAACGGUGGUAUUCAAAACCGGAGUUGAUCAAAAACCCCGAAGCUUUCCUGACUUGGAACAUCGGAAUGAACGGAUGUAUUGGGAGAGCUCUAGCUAUCAUGGAGAUGCGCGACUUGAUCACUUACUUCAUCCACGCUUUCGAGAGCGUGAAGUUCGCGCCGGGUGAGGAUGGUAGGGCGCUGAUGGAAGAAACUCGCGAUCAUUUCACGGUGGGCGUGCAGCCAUUACGUUUAAUUUUCGAGGAGAAGGCCCGGGGAUUGGCCAACGGUGAAAUUGGCACGGAACCAGCUUCCCACUGA
This is a messenger RNA of Cladophialophora immunda, 969 nucleotides long. RefSeq lists its product as uncharacterized. The record is from RefSeq and is a predicted model, not a curated record. Gene Ontology annotation, molecular function: oxidoreductase activity, acting on paired donors, with incorporation or reduction of molecular oxygen; iron ion binding; heme binding. Bases 1 to 969 code for a protein of 322 amino acids. Lineage: Eukaryota; Fungi; Ascomycota; Eurotiomycetes; Chaetothyriales; Herpotrichiellaceae. The transcript is spliced from 3 exons.